Molecule: messenger RNA, 3580 nt
Organism: Fukomys damarensis (Damara mole-rat)
Lineage: Eukaryota; Metazoa; Chordata; Mammalia; Rodentia; Bathyergidae
Gene: Stx16
Product: syntaxin 16
Exons: 8
Coding region: 1401-2222 (273 amino acids)
Biological process (GO): vesicle-mediated transport; intracellular protein transport; vesicle fusion
Cellular component (GO): endomembrane system; SNARE complex; membrane
Molecular function (GO): SNAP receptor activity; SNARE binding
Source: RefSeq, a predicted model, not a curated record
CACAGUCUCUGGUCAUAUUUAAAAUGGUAACCGAGGGUAUACCCAUUUUAGCAUUUGUUUUGAUUACUUUAUAACAUGUUUAACAAUGUAGUACUUAGAAUUUGUUUAGAGUAUCUUUGCACUGUGAGCUGAUGAUUUAGAAAGAUUUAAGAGUGCUAUUCACUGCUCUCUGGAGAUGUCUGCACGUCGGGAGCAGUCAAGGCUGAGCAUUCUCCAGAACACGAUGCCAGCUGCUUGCUGUGGGAUCCUGCGGUGGCCCCCGAGUUCCGAGGGCUGCAGUGCAGCAGUACAGGUAAAGCCGCAGGUGGGGGUGUCUGGAGUGCCGAGGAGGACGACGAUGGACCAUGGAGCCGCGAUGAGAGGAGGCUGGGCUCUCUGGAGCCCCUCACUGCAGAGAGCAGCUUCCUCCUGCCUGACCAUACCCCUGAGUUCUCCCAGCUCAGCAGGGUCUCUCCCCAAGCACAGAGGAUGCCUGCCUAGCUCUUAGCUUGGCAGCCCGAUCAGAAGGACAGAGGACCACCGAGAGGAUCCUGCGGUCAUCCCUGUUUGUGUGUCUGAUGUCCAGAUUAGCCAUGAAGGGGAAACAGUCUUUUUCCCGAGGGGAAAGUUGGCUUGUUUUAAUUUAUCAGUUUGUACAAUAAGGCAGGAUUAGGAUCACUGCCUUCAAAACCUCCUAGUUAGCAAAUUAGAUCUACUUGUAAAAAAAACCUAAGCUAGUUGAUAACAGCAAUAGACUUGAGCACAAUUUAAAUAUUCCUCACUGGGAACCAAUGAAAUAAAUUACUUAGCCGGCUGCUGCCUGUAAAUAAAUUACUUAGCAUGUGCUGCCUGUAAUCCCAGCACCUGAGAGGCUGAGGCAGGAGGAUCGCCACGAGUUUGAGGCCAACUUAGACUGCAUAGUGAAUUCAAGACCAACCUAGACUACAUAGCGAGUCCCUGUCACAAACAAAUAAGUAACAUAGUCUGUGCCCCUGUAACAGUGAAUCCUGUCUAUGACAACUGCCUAACAUGAGCUUCCAGACACAUGACCGAGUGGGAAAGAAAUUAAUUGCAGAACAUGGGUGAUGCGAUUCCUGUCCCCCAAGUAAUAGUUAUCCUUGUGUGUGCCUUAAACAACUCUAAAAAGAUAUACAAGAAACCAGUAACAGGGGAUACUUCCCAAGAAAAGUCUAGAAUAUUAAGAGAACUUCCUUUCUAUUUCCAACAUUUUCCUUAGGGUGAAAAUGUAUUUUUUUAAAAACCGCAUGCACUGAUUACUUUUGUCACCAGAAACAACCUCAGCCAGCAGCUCAUUGAGCAGGUGGCAGUCAGGCCGGCGUGGGAACUUCCGCUCCCAUUCAGGAGCCUCGUUGCCAGCACCUAGCCUGGGCCCGGGGCCUGGAGAUCUUGCCGACGACCGUAUGGCUCUGGUGUCGGGCAUUAGUUUAGAUCCAGAAGCCGCCAUCGGCGUAACAAAACGGUCACCUCCGAAGUGGGUGGACGGAGUGGAUGAAAUCCAAUAUGAUGUUGGCCGGAUUAAGCAGAAGAUGAAGGAAUUAGCCAGCCUUCACGACAAGCAUUUAAACAGACCCACCCUGGAUGACAGCAGUGAGGAGGAGCACGCCAUUGAAAUAACCACCCAGGAGAUCACACAGCUUUUCCACAGGUGUCAGCGCGCAGUGCAGGCCCUGCCCGGCAGAGCCCGGAGGGCCUGCUCAGAGCGAGAGGAACGGCUGCUGCGCAACGUGGUGGCCUCCCUGGCACAGACUCUGCAGGAGCUGUCCACCAGCUUCCGGCACGCACAGUCCGGCUACCUCAAACGCAUGAAGAACCGAGAGGAAAGAUCCCAGCAUUUUUUUGAUACAUCAGUACCACUAAUGGACGAUGGAGACGAUAAUGCUCUGUAUGAUCGGGGUUUUACGGAUGACCAGCUGGUGUUGGUGGAGCAGAAUACACUGAUGGUGGAGGAGAGGGAGCGUGAGAUCCGCCAGAUUGUGCAGUCCAUUUCCGACCUGAAUGAGAUCUUUAGGGACUUAGGAGCCAUGAUUGUAGAGCAGGGUACGGUCCUUGAUAGAAUUGACUAUAAUGUCGAACAGUCCUGUAUCAAAACCGAAGAUGGCUUGAAACAGCUUCACAAGGCAGAACAGUACCAAAAGAAGAAUCGGAAGAUGCUUGUGAUUUUAAUAUUAUUUGUCAUCGUCAUUGUCCUCAUUGUUGUCCUCGUCGGCGUGAAGUCUCGCUAGUGACCUUGGCUUCGUGCGUUGCCACCUCGUGGAUUUGCCGGUGUCGGGGCCCAGUGCACACCCAGCAGCUGCGCAGAGGUGCGGCCGGCGGGCUCUGUGGGCACUGGGCAGCGGAGCCCCAUAGAUUCCUCUUUUCUGUCGUGCUCAAGUGAGGGGAAGGGCCUUUGCUUUUGUUUUCCAUCACUGUUGAGUCUUUAAGGACCUUUGAUGCUGUUGCAUAAUCGAGAUUGGUUCUGUGAUCAGUUAUAAUAUAUAUAUUUUUUAGAAAGUGAAAAUGAGUUGAAAGUUUACAUGCACUGCUGAAGCUGUUCAGUGUUCUAUGUGUAUAUGCUAUUUUUUUAGCAGUUAUGUCUGAGCAGCAUGUUAAAAUAAUUUUUGGAAAAAUUUUUUUAAACCAUUUGGUUUUUAAGAAAUUUGGUACCAAAAAUUUAUGAGUAGAGGCAAAAAUGCCUCUUCAUCUUUCUCUAUGUAUUUUCCAGUUGAAAACAAACUAAGAAGUCCUUUAAGAAUUUAUAAUCCGUUCCCCAUUAACUUAAUUUAGCUUUUCCAUCACGGUUAACAGAGUAGCAAAGUCUGAAAAAUAAGAAACCAUCAUCUAUGUUAAUUAACACAUAUAGAUGGGCCAGUUAAAAUAGCUUCAUAAGUUUAAAUUAAUUGUAAAUGGAGUAUUCCUCGUUUAAAAUUUUUGCACUGGAUUUUCUACUGUAUACCAAAAGGGGUUACCAAGCAAAACCAUGUAAAUGGAAAAGUUGGUGAUUUGAACCAAGCUCACAUUACAAGGAAGCUGGUCGGGGUCGUGAAAGUCACCAGCCUGAGCACGUGUGUGUCUCUGGUUGUCCUCGGCCAUCCCCACUCCAUCCGUUAAUCACAUACUAACUGCAUAACGACCUGUUCAAACCAGUUUUGUUUAAUGAACUGUGAAUUGACACAGAGGCCGUUUUCAAUGGGUCACUCCAUUUAGGGUUAGUAGAUCUCAAAUUAUUAACCAAACAUCACUCCAUUUCAAAGUAAAAUAUUCCACCAGUGAUUUGAUUUAUUGGUUCUUCCAUUGCCACUGAACAGAGCCCAGAAAGUAGACACACUUCUGAGGAUUGUGACAAUCUUGAUUAGGAAAUCCUUCGCUUGUGUGAGCGUGGAUCAGAUCACCAAGGCAGGACUUCGUCGUUUGCCCCACUGUUACCACUAUUAUGGUGCUGGAGUAUCUCUUGGGGCUGUCAUGUGGGGAGUGAUGAUAGCUUUGAAAACUGAAGUCGUUCAUGUUGUAUUUGCCCUGUUUAAAUUGAUACCAGUAUAAUUUUAGUGGCUUUUGUGUAAUUUUGGAUGGCUUUUUCAUUGUUUCUGCUUCUCUUAAAAAAUUU